Messenger RNA from Caenorhabditis remanei, 318 nucleotides. RefSeq lists its product as uncharacterized. The transcript has 2 exons. The record is from RefSeq and is a predicted model, not a curated record. The coding region runs from base 1 to 318 and encodes 105 amino acids. NCBI's taxonomy places the organism in Eukaryota, Metazoa, Nematoda, Chromadorea, Rhabditida, Rhabditidae.
AUGUUCCGUCUUCUCAGCAUCCUUCUCGUCGCCUUCGCCGUCUGUGCAUUUUCAGCUCCAGCUCCAGUCAACUAUCCAACUGAAGAGCAAUCGAAAGCAGAACUCAAGGCCGCUGGAAUGACCCAGGCCAGUAUCGAUGGAUUAGACGCAUUCACCAAACGUUUUGUCAGCGGUUUCCCAUUGGUUCAAUCCAACAAAGAAGCUACUGACAAGUUCCUUGCGGAGUACACAACUGAUGUCCAGAACUUUGUGAAGGCUAUGUCACCGGAAGACCAGACCAUUUAUAACAACUAUUUGAAGAAAUAUGGACUCGCCUAA